AGUUUCGUUUCCCGUCAGUAACAUCCCCGAGCAACCGUCGCCAUGGCAGCUGAGAAAGCUGAAAUGGAUGCGCUGAAAAAGGAGUGCGAUGGCCUCCGUGCACAGAUCGAGGCGGCCCGUAAGGCUGUGAAUGACAGCAGCAUGACCUCAGCAUCAGGGGGCGUGGCCGCAGUGGGCCGAGUCCAGCUGAAGCUCAGGAAGACGCUGAAGGGUCACCUGGCUAAAAUCUAUGCCAUGCACUGGUCGGCUGACUCCAGGUCAAUGGUCAGUGCUUCACAGGACGGGAAGCUCCUGGUCUGGGACUGUUUCACAGGAAACAAGAUGGUCGCCGUCCCACUAAAGUCCGCCUGGGUGAUGAGCGUCGCCUUCGCCCCCUCCGGUAACCUGGUGGCCAGCGGCGGUCUGGACAACAUGUGCACGGUGUACAACAUCAAGGCCGCCAGCCCCAAAACCCUCAGGGAGCUGGACGCACACACAGGUUACCUGUCCUGCUGCCGUUUCCUGAGCGACACUGAGAUCCUGACGGCCUCUGGCGACACCACCUGCUGUCUGUGGGACCUGGAGACCGGCAAGCAGAAGGUCAUCUUCACCAACCACAUUGGAGACUGCAUGUCGCUGGCCCUCUCCUCCGACAUGAACACCUUCAUCUCCGGAGCCUGCGACUCUCUGGCCAAGCUGUGGGACCUGAGGGAAGGCGCCUGCAAGCAGACCUUCUCCGGACACACCAGCGACAUCAACGCCAUCUCUUUCUUCCCCAGCGGAAACGCCAUCAUCACGGGCUCCGACGACUGCAGCUGCAAGAUGUACGACCUGCGCGCCGACCAGGAGGUGAGCAACUACCAGGACACCAGCCUGAACGCCGGCGUCACGUCUUUGGCUCUGUCCAACUCAGGACGCCUUAUCUUCGCUGGCUACGACGACUUCAACUGCCACAUCUGGGACUCACUGAAGGGAGAGAAAGUCGGUGUGCUGUCCGGCCACGACAACAGGGUGAGCUGCACCGGCGUUCCUGAGGACGGUAUGGGCGUCUGCACAGGAUCCUGGGACAGUUUCCUCAAACUGUGGAACUGAGGCGUCCCGGCGGAGGAGAAACACCGGGAGGAGGAGGAGGAGAGGAGGAGGAGAGGAGGAAGAGGAGAGGAGGAGGAGGAAGAGGGUGAAGAUAGGGAGGAGAGGAAAAUAAAAGUAGGAGGGUGGAGCUUUGAGAUUCAGAGGUCUUCCUCUCUUUCUCUCUCCCUCUCUGCUUCUUCCUCGUUCACGUAUGCAAAAAAAAAAAAAAACAACCAAUGAGAGGCUGCGAGCGAGUCGACUUGAUUAAAUGGCGUCAGGUAGCCGGAGCUCGACACGUCCCGCGUUACGUACACCACAGUUCUGUUGUUGUCGAGACGAUUUAAACACUGAAAAAGAAAAAAAUGUAAAAAAAAAAAAAAAAAAAACAUAGCACGUUAUUCACAAAGACGAAGAUAAGCUCUUACUGAGAACGUCAAUUUAAUAAAAAACUCAUCUUAGAUUUUUGACAAUGAAGAAAAAAAGAGAAAAGAGCACGUGAAUAUUGAAAAUAAGACUGUAGGCGUACAGAUUUAUUUUUAUCGUAUUUGAAGAGCCCUGCACUUAUUUAGACGAAAGAUCGAUAUGUACAUUUAUUUGUAUUUUAUAGUUUAACACGUUAGGAAGGAGAGUUGAUGUACAGUGUCUUUUUUUUUUUUUUUCCUUUCCUUUUCUUUUUGUUUUCGGGGGAUGCACGUAUCCAGAGUACGUGAGCGUGAGUGUGUGUGCGUGUGUGUGUGUGGUAGAGCCGCCAUCUUGGGUCCUCUGCUAACAACCGUGCAGACACCGUGUUGAUCCAAGAUGGCUGCUGCUGUUCCCCACCCCCCCUUCUCUCCGUGGAGAAACCCUGAAGAUGGAUGGAGGUUCUGGAAGGUGGAGCCGGGCCGCUGUGAGGUCUGGCUGCCGGCUGUUGGGCGACGUGACCCGUGAAAACGUUCUGUAAAGACCUGUAAACUUUAUUUUACUCCCUCUGGAUUCAGCUGCAUCUUGUAGUACUUUUACACUCGUGCAGUUCCUCUGUAAAAAGACGAAAAAUGUUUGUUGAAAAUCUUUCUAAUAAACAUAGAAUUCUGCAUUAACUCGA
Molecule: messenger RNA, 2131 nt
Organism: Acanthopagrus latus (yellowfin seabream)
Lineage: Eukaryota; Metazoa; Chordata; Actinopteri; Spariformes; Sparidae
Gene: gnb3b
Product: guanine nucleotide binding protein (G protein), beta polypeptide 3b
Exons: 8
Coding region: 43-1071 (342 amino acids)
Biological process (GO): G protein-coupled receptor signaling pathway
Cellular component (GO): heterotrimeric G-protein complex; cytoplasm
Molecular function (GO): signaling receptor complex adaptor activity; protein binding
Source: RefSeq, a predicted model, not a curated record